AUGAUAACCUUCAACAUUGUGAAGACAACGGAAACUUCUGAAAAACCCAACUUGUCUGGAACCCCUGGUAGUUGUGUGUGUGCUAUUGGGCCCGGCCUCGUCCAACUCCGCCUGGCCUCGUCCAACUCCGCCUGGCCUCGUCCAACUCCGCCUGGCCUCGUCCGACUCUGCCCGGCCUCGUCCGACUCCGCCUGGCCUCGUCCAACUCCGCCUGGCCUCGUCCGACUCUGCCCGGCCUCGUCCAACUCCGCCUGGCCUCGUCCGACUCUGCCCGGCCUCGUCCGACUCCGCCUGGCCUCGUCCGACUCUGCCCGGCCUCGUCCAACUCCGCCUGGCCUCGUCCGACUCUGCCCGGCCUCGUCCGACUCCGCCCGGCCUCGCUCAACCCUGCCCGGCCUCGUCCGGCUUCGUCUAACUUCGCCCGGCCUCGUCCAACUCCGCCCGGCCUCGCCCGGCCUCGCCCGGCCUCGCCCGGCCUCGCCCGACCUGGCCCGACCCCUGGGAGCAGAGGGAGCGGGGGCCCGGGCCACUGGGAGCCGCCACCAGGGCGGGCAGGGCCGCGUGUGGACGCCACUCCUCACCACUCACCCGGUCAGUGCUCCGGAACACCACGAGGGCACCAUGGAACACCACGAGGGCACCAUGGAACACCGCAGGUUAGUGCUCCGGAACACCACGAGGGCACCAUGGAACACCGCAGAGACAAGACGGGCGAAAGAAAUCGUGAUUAACGGUAGAGCGGACAUGACGUCAUCACAAUGGCGCGCUGACACAGCCUGCACACGUAAGAUAAUUCCAGAGCAAAUGGCGUGCGAGAGCGAAGGAGGCUCGAGUAUGUUCUGCUACCACUGUCCACCCAGCCUCCACCCCGGCUCCUCCCCACGGAUACCCACGCUGGAGUUCCCGUACUCUCCCGCACACCCAUACUCCAGCUACAGCUACCACCCGGACCUCCACGACGAGACCUUCGUCAGGAGGAAGCAGAGGCGGAACAGGACGACCUUCACUCUCCAGCAGUUAGAGGAGUUGGAGAACGCCUUCACACAGACCCACUACCCUGACGUCUUCACCCGCGAGGAGCUGGCUAUGAAGAUUAACUUGACGGAGGCUAGAGUCCAGGUGUGGUUCCAGAACCGGCGGGCCAAGUGGAGGAAGAGUGAGAGGCUCAAGGAGGACCAGAGGAAACGAGAAGUAGUCGAUGGUGACCCCAACUCCAGCACCCAGACACAGGGAGAAGCCUCCGAGGAUGCAGAAGCCACAAUCAGCAGCAACCUGGAGGUGGCUUCCCCAGCCUCCCCUCGCUCACCCCACUCCUCACGCCCACACACGCCCACUCUCACCCACGACGACUACCCCGCCCACUCUCCCCUCGGUCACCCCUCAUCGCCCGGGCCAGCCACGCCCCCGCUGGAGGCCGACCAAUCACCAUCACCUCUGGGCUUUGACCACGCCCACUACGAUGAGAGGUCAGAGGCCAGCGACCUCGUGGGUGAGGGGCGUGACCUCUUAAGCGAGGGGCGUGGCCUAGCAAGCGAGGGGCGUGCCCUAGGGGUUGAUAAGGACGCCAGGGAUGUCGAGCAGGGGCGGGAGACAUCGCCGACGCCGCCAAGAAAGGCGUCGGUGUCACCCAGGUCGGACGAACGCCGCACUGAGGGGCCGCCCUCUUCCCCUGGUCCCGCCCCUCUCGGUGACGUCACAUCCACGUCACACCUCUCUCCACCACUCAUACGCCCGCCAGUCUCCUUAAGCAGCGCGGUGGGCGGGGCGAUGGGAGGUACAAGUUUCACGCCGCAUUUGUUUCCCUCGCUCAUAGACAGUCGCUUCCGGCCCCUGAUGGAGCGCUCUCCUGGACUCUUCUUCCCGCCCCACCUGCCCAGUCCCCUAGCCUCUCACCUCUUCCCUCACCUUAAGGGGUUCCCGGGUUUGUGUUCGUGCUGCCCCAUCAAGCCGCCCACCUUCAGUCCGCUAUCUUCCCUCGGGUCCACCUCGCUGACGAAUCCGUUAUCCUCGCUGACCAAUCAGACACCUUCCCUCGCCUCGCUGGCCAGUCAGACCCCGUCGUCGCUCGCCUCGCUAGCCAAUCAGUCGCCGCUAGCUUCCCUGACCAGCGACCCGCGAAGUUCAAGUGUGGCGGAGCUUCGACGCAAGGCUCAGGAGCACUCGGCUGCUGUGCUUCAGAGCCUCCAUGCAGCGUCCCUUCACAACCUGCAGCAGUCUCUGCAGCACCAAUCCUCAGCACUCAAUAUCGAGAACCUUCUGAAGAAUGAUUCCCCGGUGCCGGCGGAUAGAGAGAACUCGCAGUAGUGGCUGUAGGUCUGGGUGUUCCUUCUCGGUGGUGAGGCAGCGUCUCCCAAGGUGUCUGAGCCUGCGGGUUGGACUGUACUCAAGCCGUAUUGAUGCGUUGGUAAGCACGUCCAACUGAUGCGUUGGUAAGCACGUCCAACUGAUGCGUUGGUAAGCACGUCCAACUGGUGCGUUGGUAAGCACGUCCAACUGAUGCGUUGGUAAGCACGUCCGAGUGUGUCAAUAUAACAUAAAAUGUUAUAUACAGGACUUGAUACAUCUGAGAUGUAAAUUCAUUUGUAAUAAUUUUUGUCAGGAAUGUAUGAAAGUCUCAAGUUCAGAAUAUUUUAAAAUGUUAUCAGCAGCAGAUACUGUCUGAGGGCUCUGCUGGGAGUGUCUGAGGGCUCUCCUGGCACUGUCUGAGGGCUCUGCUGGCACUGUCUGAGGGCUCUGCUGGCACUGCCUGAGGGCUCUGCUGGGACUGUCUGAGGGCUCUGCUGGCACUGUCUGAGGGCUCUGCUGGCACUGUCUGAGGGCUCUGCUGGCACUGUCUGAGGGCUCUGCUGGCACUGUCUGAGGGCUCUGCUGGCACUGUCUGAGGGCUCUGCUGGCACUGUCUGAGGGCUCUGCUGGCACUGUCUGAGGGCUCUGCUGGCACUGUCUGAGGGCUCUGCUGGGAGUGUCUGAGGGCUCUGCUGGGAGUGUCUGAGGGCUCUGCUGGGAGUGUCUGAGGGCUCUGCUGGCACUGUCUGAGGGCUCUGUUGGGAGUGUCUGAGGGCUCUGCUGGGAGUGUCUGAGGGCUCUGCUGGGAGUGUCUGAGGGCUCUGCUGGCACUGUCUGAGA
Molecule: messenger RNA, 3126 nt
Organism: Procambarus clarkii (red swamp crayfish)
Lineage: Eukaryota; Metazoa; Arthropoda; Malacostraca; Decapoda; Cambaridae
Source: RefSeq, a predicted model, not a curated record